Molecule: messenger RNA, 899 nt
Organism: Camelina sativa (false flax)
Lineage: Eukaryota; Viridiplantae; Streptophyta; Magnoliopsida; Brassicales; Brassicaceae
Molecular function (GO): phosphatase activity
Source: RefSeq, a predicted model, not a curated record
GAAGCCGGGAUUUCUCCUUACAGUUUUGAACUCUGAUUUUCUUGAUAAUGACGUGCCAUGGAUUUCUGAUGAAACCGAAACCGAAAUCAUUUGGGCGUCAUAAACAUGGAAGGAGAAACCACCAUCAUCAGCAUCAUCAAUCUAGAUGUUCGGCUGCGGCCGUUGCAGCAGCUGGCUCCAUCUUCAGGUCCCUCAACACGUCUAUCUUCACAUUCCAUAACCGCCUCUUGCGUUGCGUGUCUAGGUUUUUCCGUCUAGCCACCACAUCAAGUGCAACUCCUAGCCAUCGAGCCACCGUGAAACAAGGCUACAAAAAGCUCCAGAAACCCGAGUAUCAGCCUCAUCUGAGAAAACGUAAUGACAAGAAAAGGACGGUCGUUCUUGAUCUUGAUGAGACAUUGGUGCACUCAACAAUGGAACCACCAACCAGGGUUAAUGCCGAUUUCAUGGUGAGGAUAAAGAUGGAAGGAGAGGUUAUACCGAUGUUUGUGGUGAAACGACCAGGAGUUACAGAGUUUCUUGAAAGGAUCAGUAAGAACUACCGAGUGGCAAUUUUCACAGCCGGGUUACCAGAAUAUGCUUCACAGAUUCUGGACAAACUUGACAAGAACCGUGUGAUCUCACAGAGGCUAUAUCGAGAUUCAUGCACAGAAAUGAAUGGAAGAUAUGCCAAAGACUUAUCUCUGGUGAUCAAAACCGACCUCGGGAGUGUUUUGCUAGUUGACGAUAACCCUUUCUCCUACUCGUUGCAGCCGGACAAUGGAGUUCCCAUUAUACCUUUUGUGGAUGACAUGGAAGAUCAAGAACUGAUGAAGCUUGCUGAAUUCUUUGAUAGAUGUUAUCAGUACGAAGAUCUGAGGGAUGCAGCUACAGAGUUUCUAUCUAAGAAGCUGAUUUGA